This is a messenger RNA of Mercenaria mercenaria, 14511 nucleotides long. RefSeq lists its product as uncharacterized. Gene Ontology annotation, molecular function: RNA polymerase II transcription regulatory region sequence-specific DNA binding; DNA-binding transcription factor activity, RNA polymerase II-specific. Bases 665 to 9445 code for a protein of 2926 amino acids. Lineage: Eukaryota; Metazoa; Mollusca; Bivalvia; Venerida; Veneridae. The transcript is spliced from 16 exons. Gene Ontology annotation, cellular component: nucleus. Gene Ontology annotation, biological process: regulation of transcription by RNA polymerase II. The record is from RefSeq and is a predicted model, not a curated record.
GUUAUUGCGGCCGGAGGCUUCGAAAUCGAGAUCAAGAAAGGCGGAAAGCGCAUUUGAGGCAGCUCAAUAGAAGAAGUUCAGUUAAAGAAGUAACGAGAAAGUACAGAAGAAAUGCAAGGAGAACUAGUUUAAGACAUUUAGUUUAAAGGAAAAUUGGACAGAGCAGAGACUAACGAAGCAAAAGGAGUCAAAAGUUGUUGAAAGGUAGAGCAUUCUUUCUCAAGCCAAGGAGUUUUAAGCAUUCUGAAAAAAAAAGAUGAAAGUGAUGACAUUGUGAAUAACUGAAUGACAUGGAUGGUAAAUUAAUCUUGCAAGUUCAGAUCUGAUAAAACCCUAUUGUUCAGAUUCUGAAGACAUCACUUAUAAUACAUAUGAAAUUUAUGAUCUUAUAACAUGUGUUAGUAUCAUUGAUAGGGAGUGAAACUUUUGAUAUUGAUUGUCCAAAAUGUUAAAAUGAUGUAAAGGGGCAUUUAGAUGAACAUUUCGCAUUGGAAUAUAAAGACAGAGGAGAUAGUAAAGUCUGCAAAAAUUCUAACAACUAUAUGUUAUAUGUAGUGAAAGUACAUGAAAGAAUGUCAAGAAAGCAAUCUAGGCUCUUAACAUUCAUUUAAAAAAAAGCAGUGAGAAGGCACCUGAGAAUUACAAGUUUGAAGAGAGCUGAGAAAUGGCAUUUCACAACAAGGAUAAUGAAGAUGGGCAUGAAUACAAAGAGCCAGAUGAUGUAUCGGAAAUGAUGAAAAGCUAUGUCACAGCAGUAAAGCAAAAAGUGCAACAUCUGGAAACAGUUGUCAAUGACCAUAGUUAUAGUAAACCAACGUCAGCGACUGACCAUGGUGCAAGAAUCCCAGUGUCAGAGAAAACACAUAGUUUGGAAAAACCAGUUUCAAGGAAUGACUGUGCCUUAGGAAAAUCGGUGUCAGUAGUGACUUUAGGUGCUAAAGAUGGUAAUACAGAAGCAGUGUCUGUUUGUGUUGAUCUUAGGGAUGCAUCAUCAUCUUCAAUCAGUUCUACAUCAUCAUCUAUGCCACUGUCAUCAGUUACAGCUUCUUCUAAACAGUCAGCAGCUGGAAACUUAACAUCAAAUCCCUUAUCAAGUACUCCUUUUGCAGAUGUUGUUGGUGGAAUAAUUGACAAAAUGAGGCCCAUUCUACCUCUAGUAAGUCCUAGACAAUCAGCUGUUUGCAAUGAGAAGAGGAAGUCUUUAGAUCAUCAACAAAAUUCAGGGAAGUCAUCUUCUUUAUCUACUAAUUCAGCAACAUCAAAAAAAACAAAAACUGAACGAGUUGCAGCCCUACUAGACAUAAUAUAUGGCCGAGCAAGGAAACGAGCACAAAACUCUAAUUCACCAGUGAAUUCAGCGAAAACAACAACAACAGUGUUGCCAAGUCUCACAAGGCCUAGGGCCGGUCUAUCAGAGAUAGCAGGUAACAAUAAUGACAGUCUGCCAGUACCUAUGGAACCACAACCUGCAAUACAGAGCCUGACCCCGACACCACAGAAUGCUGGGGAACCAGAAAAUAAAAAUGAGCCACCAGAAUCGAGAUUUACAGAUACCCCUGGCAUAUCACAGUUGCAGUUUGCUCGAGUAACCUACUCUCCUGGGACUGCUAACCAUGCUUCAUCCAGUACACUAAGUGCUGAUGAAUGUGACAGUUUAGCAAGCUCUUGUGGCUUAUCUGUCGCAGCGACCUCCGAUUCUCAUGAUAUUAUGCAGUUAUAUGAGAUGAGUUGGGAACCUAACAGUUGGGAAUCUUGUAGGCGACCAUUUCUGGAUGCAUUAUUGUCAUACCUAGAGGAGAAGGGAACUCCAUUGUCUGUCAUGCCUUUCUUUAUGGGACAACCGUUGGAUCUUUUCUGCCUUUACAUGAAAGUGAAGAAAAAAGGUGGGAUGGUUGAGGUUACAAAAGCCCAGUGGAAUAGCAUUUGUAAGGCAUUCUGUGGCAGCAGUUCUAAGAAAGCUGUUACCCUACUCAGGGAAAGCUAUAUCAAAUAUUUGUUUGCCUUUGAAUGUCAGCAUGAUCGUGGUGGAAUGGAUCCAGCACAGAUACUUGAAGAUGAUGAAUACAGAAAACUGAAUAUAAUGCCUCCACAAGGAUCACAAGAGUCUCGAAAUAGAAUGCCAAGUGAUCCCAAAAUGGUAAACAUUAAUGGGCCUCAUGGUGCACCUGUGAUAGGGUCAGGCAACAUGGUAGGUCCAUAUGACAUGGGUCCUUGCAUGCAGGGGCUGGGCCACAUGAUGGGGUCAAUGGGCUAUCAGAAUUAUCCUAACUUUGCUUACAUAAUGCAAGAUGGACCUAACUCAGUGAUGGACUCCAACAUGGGACCCCAAAUUGGCCAGAAUCCAUUCACAGAGGAACUAUAUCCUGGACAGAGUACUGGACCACAGGUGCUGCCAUAUUCGUCUGCUGAAGAAAAUGUUUCGAGUUCACCAUCUAACUCUACAAUGUCUGUAAACAGUGGCUCCAUGACAUUACAAAACUCGAAUCAUCCUCGAAAUGGUAGCACAGCAUAUGUGAAUCAAACAGGGAAAUGGCAGACCCCACUUCAUGCAGAUAUACAUAUGGAAAAUCAAUAUAUGCAUAUGUACAAAUGCAAAAAAUGUGGCAAACAUUUUCAGGCUCUCAAUGCAUUUCUUAUACAUGUGAACAGGGGAAUCUGUAUAACAGAAAAGAAACAGCCUAAAUAUAAAUGCAGGAAAUGUGGAAAAUUGUUCAAAACUUUAAUGAGAUUUUCUAAUCAUCAGAACAACACCAGUUGUAGAACUGAAGAGCAAAAGUCACAAAAUACAUGCAAGAAAUGUGGUAAAUGCUUUCAGUCUUUCAAAGACUUUGUUCUUCAUGUUAAUGGGGGAAGUUGUAGAAUAGGAAUUGAAAAAUCAAUGUUUGAUUCUAAUUUAGAAGGACAGAAGCCAGAUGGAAUAGCAAGAGAGAGUAAUCCCCAGUGUGAACAACAUACUGCCAGUAUAAAUGACGUUUCUGAGAACUCUGGAAUGGGGAAAGUGCAGAGUACUGUUAAACAGUCAAGCCAAUCUUUAAUUAACCAGAAAGUUCUCAUAAAGAAAGGUAAUGCUUUCUAUUCAGGGAUUAUUAGGAUAUGCAAUAGAAAGGGGACUGUUGGUGUUUUAUUUGAUGGGGAUGAAGAAAUAACUUACCUAGUGAAUUCAGACUCGCGAUAUAUAAUUUCAAACUCCAUUCCUUCAAGUGACGAACUUGCUGUUGGAUGCAUGGUAUGCGUAAGGCUGAACUCAGCGCGGGACAAGUUUUAUGAAGGAGAGAUCCUGGAAAUAAAAGUUGGACAGCUGGUUUGGUACAGGGUUUGCUUGGUUCUUGAUAAACACAAAAAGACAUUUGGUGAAGAUGUUUGGGUUACAAAGACAGAAGUAAGGUUGUUACAGCAGUGCUGUUUCACAACAGGCAGUGGGAAGUUGCAUGUUCUAGCAAAGUUACAAAACCAGGUCAGCGAAGAGAGUGAUGAUUCUUGCAACAAGUUUAACGACAAUCACAAUGUUCACAAUCACAGUGAAAGAUAUUUAGAGCAUGAUAAUGAACAUGGCUCUGAUCAAGAAACAAUGAAUUAUGCCUCAGAUGCAGAACAAAGAAUUGAAGAAAUAGAGCAAUAUGUAAAAUCGGAAUCGAAUGUUGACAAUCAGGAUACUUGUUCAGACCAGGGUAAUUAUAAAACAAUUAAAGUAGAAAUUAUAUCAGAGUCAAGUGAUGAUGGAAAAGAUGAAAAUAAAAAUGGUCACAAACACAUGGAAACUCUGUUGAAGAAGAAAAAACUCAAAAAGAAAAAUGACAGGGCAAAAAAAUUACAGGCAGGGCUUCCUGUAGAUAAAUCAGCUGAUAAAAACAGUGAAAAUGAAAUAGAACAUAAAUGUGAUUAUUGCGAUGAUAUUUUUGAGGAUGCUGUUAAACUCAGGCAGCAUAGAAACAUACAUAUACAGAAAAGACCCUUCUUUUGUGAGUUUUGUGAAAAAUCCUUCCUAGGAAAGGUUCAGCUAAGUCAGCAUUUAUUGAUUUGUUGGAGUAAAGAUUUAGGGAAAAAUAAAAUAGGUAAGAAAACGAAUUGUACAAAAAGUCCAAAAAUGACGCAUACCAGCAAGCUUACAAGAGAGGGAGCUUCCAUCCCGUUAAAGGAAUUCCAGUGUCCUACAUGCAAAAGAAUGUUUUCCCACUAUAAUUCCUUACAGAGGCACAACAAAAAUCUUCAUGGGAAUAAGACAGUACUUGGUAACUCUGAACGUAAAAAAUACUAUUGUUCAUUCUGUACUGCAUCGUUCUUUUCCUACCAAGGCUUGUAUCUACACAAAAAAAAGUUGCAUAAGAAUGGGAAAAUGACUUCUUUGACAUCCAUAACAAAGAAAUAUGAAUGCACGCUUUGCCAGACAUAUUUUAGUUCUCAUCAGAGUUUACUAAGACACAGUAUGACUAUUCAUAAAAGUGAUGAAAAGCAGGUUUUGCACGAUAGGAAAAUGUUCGAUUCUGAUUCUUUGAAGAAAAAAUUAAACAUUACGAAGGAAAUAAAAAGUCACACAGGACAAAAAUGGGGUGCAUCAUUUUUAUGUGGUAUUUGUAACAAACAAUUUAGUCGGACUUCUUAUUAUUUACAUAAAUUUGUUCAUUUGAAGAAGAAACCGUUCUCAUGCAGCAGAUGCAAAAGACAGUUCAGUCAAAGGAUCAAUUUUAACACGCAUAAAUGUGUAACAGGAACUUGUAAUUUCAAGUGUGAAUAUUGCAAUGCAUUGUUUUCAUCAGAACAGGCAUUAAAGAUACACAGAAGUUAUCACACAGAAGAAAAUGUAAAGAAGAAAUACUGUUGUAAAUAUUGUGAAAAGAAAUACAACAGCAAGUUUCGUUUGCAGUCUCAUAUGCAGGUUUGUAAAACUGUGCACUGUUCUUCGCAGAUAUUGCAGGAUAAAGAAAAGAAUUCAGACAGAAAUAAAGAAAUCAAAGGGCAUCUUCUUCCUAGAGAAAUUGAUCAGAGCCAUCAGAGCCAAGAUGGAAAGGCUUGUUUGAUUUGUAGCAGGCAGUUUUCUACAAAAUCUGGUCUUCAGAUGCACAAUUACCAUGCCCACAGAGGCAGUAAAUCGGAAAAGAAAUCAACUGAGGCAGUCAGCCAUCAGAACCAAGAUGGAAAGACUUGUUUUAUUUGUAGCAGGCAGUUUUCCACAAAGUUUGGUCUUAAGAUGCACAAUUACCAUGCCCACAGAGGCAGUAAAUCCGAAAAGAAUUCAACUGAGGCAGUCAGCCAUCAGAACCAAGAUGGAAAGGCUUGUUUGAUUUGUUGCAGGCAGUUUUCCACAAAGUUUGGUCUAAAGAUGCACAAUUACCAUGCCCACAGAGGCAGUAAAUCGGAAAAGAAAUCCACUGAGACUGUUAAGAGUCCAAAGGAAACAGAAGAUGACAAUUUAAGACUCUCAACCAAAUGUGAAGUUUGUUCAAAAAUAUUUUCAAGUGUUUUUGCUCUGAAAAAGCAUUCUUAUAUACAUCUGGAUGUCAAGCCAUUUAAAUGCAUAAAAUGUGAGAAGACCUUUGCUCAGAAAGUACAACUUAAGCUUCACAAGUGUAAAGCAUCACCCAAAUGUGAAGUUAGUUCAAAAAUAUUUUCAAGUUUUUCUGAUCUGAAAAAGCAUUCUUUUAUACAUCUGGAUGUCAAGCCAUUUAAAUGCAUAAAAUGUGAGAAGACCUUUGCUCAGAAAGUACAACUUAGGCUUCACAGGUGUAAAGCAGGACCUGUAAAAGGAGUCAGAUGUAAUAUUUGUUCAGAAACAUUUUCAAGUGCCCUUGCACUGAAGAGGCAUAAAUGUAUAAAAGUGGGCAGUAAGACUUUUAAGUGUCUAAAAUGUAGGAAGACAUUUGAGAACAAAUGGCAGAUUCAUCUUCAUAGAAGAGCAGAAGAAUGUGAAGCAAGCCGCUUAAAGUGUGAAAUUUGUGCUGGAACCUAUUCAAGUUUAAAUGCACUGAAGAAACAUAGGAAUAUUCAUCUUGAAAUCAAGCCAUUUAAAUGCAAAAAAUGUGAGAAGACAUUUGCUCAGAAUUGUCAGCUUAAACGUCACAAUAAAAACCCUUGUGGAUCUACGACAAUAAAGAGAAAUUGCGAUGUAUCCACCUUUGAUGCAGAUUUGCAGCAUCAAGAGAAAAAUAGAAACUCACCAGACAAUCCAGAAGUCUCAUCUCACACAUGUGCAAUAUGUUCAUCUACCUUUAGGAGUGGAGAAGAACUUCAUAGACAUUUCAAACUGUCAAGAUGCGCACUAGGAUCGUUCAGCAAGCUGUCUCAUAUUGGAGAACCAACUAUGCAACAAGACUUUACUCCAGAACAAAUGGGAACAAAAAUGGUCAAGUACGAGUGUGGUACAUGUAAUAAGGCAUUUUCUGACUGCUCAUUUCUGGAGCUGCACAUCUCGAGUGGUUGCCCUGGGAAAUUAGUAAAAUCAGAAUGCUGUUCAGAGGGAGUGGAAACAGACGUCGUGUUCGGUUUAUUUGAGUGUGGACUUUGCCUGUUGAAUUUUAGUUCUGAUUUAGAUAUGAUAUCACAUUUUAAGUUGGAACAUGGUGAAUUUCAAGACGAAGCUCAGGAUGCAGUAAGUUACGCAUGCGGUAAAUGUAAUAGUGAAUUUGAUUCCAGCAAAAAUCUUGAUGAUCACAUGCAACACUGUUUCCAAGAAAACCUUUCUUCAGUUUUUACAUGUGGACUUUGUCAGAAAGACUACAGAAAUGUAAAUGAAUUGGAGUUACAUAUAUCAGAAAAUCACACACAGUCAGAGUAUUUAUGCGGACAGUGUGGACUUUCGUUCAACUCCUCUAAAAUUUUGGUCAGUCACAUUGUUGAAAAACAUUCUGGUGCCAAAGACAACACUGAAGCUUAUGUCAGUAUGACCAAAGUAACAUGUACAGAUAACUCACCUCAAGCUGGAAGUCCUCAGAGCAAAGAAGAUAAAUCAAAUGAAGCAAUUGUUCUUGAAGAAACUGCAGAUCAAGGUGCCGGUGAUAUUGGAUAUAACACAGAGGAUGAACAAGCUAAUAUAGGCAGAGAACAAACAACCCAUAGUGAAAGGAAUGGCUUUAAGGAUAACCGGUUUAUACCAAGUAUGUCUGAUAUUUCAAAUACCAAGUUGAAAACACAGAAGGAAAAAAUAGAGGUUUUGAAAACUAAUCUAUCAGGUAUGUUUACAAACACAAGAACAAGUUUAAAAGACAAAGUACACAAUAGAUCUGAUAAGAAGUCAGAUGAUUCAUAUAGGAAACAAACCCGUUUGAGACCAAGAGUUAAUACAGUAUACUCACAUUUGUAUACGCAGAAGUCAGUUGCAAGCAAAAACAGUGACAUCUGUAAGAGUAAGCCACAUGGCAAAGGUAUUCUUCCAAAAAAGAUUUCUCAGUCUUUUGAUGGUGUUGAAACUGUGCCUACUAGCUUGUUGCUAAGAUACUUGCACCAGGUACAGUGUCUUGGCUGUUUUAAUAUAACAGUACUUAAUGCCAGUGGGAGAUGUUCUUUUUGCCAGAAGUCAGUAGUUGUGAAACUGCACCAAUUCAUGUGUAUUUGCAGGCAUUCUUGUUUUAGAUCAGUAGAUGUGUUAACUACACAUUUUCGUGGAUGUGAAACUUUACAGGCAGCUGUAUCAAGCAAGAAAAAGCUUGUAAUCUAUUCUGAACAAGAAGGUACACAAAAGAUCAGAGAAGUUGAUACUGCUGUGCACACGAAAGACUCUCAAAGUGAAUGUUACUCUUUGCCUGUUAAGACUGGUUUCCUUUUGAGAAAUGCACAUGUUAAUGACAAGCCGAUUUCAGAAUGUACUAGGGAAGGAAAAUCAGUGCAUGAGGAACAAACACGCAGUAGUUUAAACCAAUCUGAAUCUCCAUUUAGUUCAGAUUCUUUGCUGCAAGAGAGAACUUAUGGAAACAGUUCCAAUGGAAAUGGGACUGUGCUUUAUGGUCAUUCAAGUAAAAUAAAUGAAAAAGACAGUGGAGAAAUUCCAGAAAGUAACGAAGAAAAUGUCAAAUACACACAUACACGUGUGAAAGCUGACAAAAUACAAGUUGUGGAUGCAAGGGAAAAUGAUGAGCCAAGUUAUGUCACUAUAUCAGACAAUAAUGAAAGUGAGGUUUCCGAGUCAGAUUCAUCUGGAUUUGAAGAAAUAUAUAUUGAUGAAGGUAAUAUUUCAAAUAAAAGUAAACAUGCAAGAAAGGACAAUAAUGACAAAAGUUUUGCUUCUUCUAAAACUGACUUACAAAGAGUGCGUGUUGAAGAUAGUGUUUCUGAUAAAGAAAGAUGUGACCAAAGUUUGAUAAAUUUCAAUAGUAUGUCAUGUAAAGUGGUUGUGGAGCGAAUGCUUCCAUCAGAAGUUGAAAACUAUCUUCGCAAGAGAAAGAGAGUACCUCCUACAGAGGAGUAUGAAAGUCCAAGGAAAAAACAAACUAGGAAAGACCAGUUACAUGGAAAUUUAGCUGAAAGAGGAGCUAAGUCUGAAAAGAGGAAUGAUGAUGUUAGAAAAGUAAAACCGAUUGUUAGGAGAUAUGUUGAACAAAAUGAUGAUGAAAGAAAUUUUGAAGCAUUAGAUACGAUUGUCAUCAGUUCAGAUUCUGAUGAGGGCAUUGAAUCUACUGAUGUUACUGAAGUGCAUAGAACAUAUUCCAAUACAAGUAAUGAUUUACGUAAGAAGAGAAUAUCUGGUGUCGAAAAUACAUCAAACAGCUCUUUAGUGUCAAAGAAUAAGUCAGUUGCGAGGAAAAGAGGACAUCCUAGAAUGUCGAAUAGGAAAGAACAUAGUGUACAGAAAUUGAGAUGUUCUCCCAGGUCGCGUUCUCUAAAAACUUCAGAAUCAUCAAAGUCUUUUGAAAAUGAUAGAAAUGCAACUGUUGAUAAGCCCCAUAUUUGCACUGAUAAUGUUCAAAGUGGAGAGAUUAAGGACAGCUCAAAACCUGAGAAUCUGAAAAGUUAUUCUCCCUUGAAGUUUUUGGAAAAAUCAGAACAAAUAUCACCAGAAGUUGAUCAAAUACAAGACAAGAAACAUUCACUUUCAGAUGAGGUGUUCACUUGUGAAAUAUGCACGUUGCAGUUUUCUUGUACUCAUGAUUUAGCAGUGCAUGCAAAGACUCACUUAAUAUCUGAACUGUUUAAAUGUUCAAAGUGUGAGCGGGUGUUCAGUUCUGAAGACAGUCUUAAUGCACAUUUGGACAACCAUAAAAAGGCAGAGGAAUUUCUAUGUGGAAUUUGUCAGGCAAUAUUUAGAAGCACGAACGAGUUAGAAAAUCACAUGUUCAAACAUUUUGAGAGUGUUGUUACAAAGAAAAACCUGCCUGCAUGUGUUGCCUCCUCAGAAACAAUGGAGAUAGUAGAUGCUGAUAGCAGUAGUACUGUUGAAUGUUCUGCACGAAAAGAUGUUGGUAAAAGCAACAGCCUGAUAUCAAAACUGAUUGCAUACAAACCAAAUAUAAAUCUAUGACAGAUUUCUUAUGUACUUCUUGAUUUUUUCUACAAUGAGUUUUUAUACUUUGAAUGGUUUGGCUCAUUAAAACAAAGUGUGCAUGACUGUGUUGUUCAUAUUGUACAGAAUCAGUUAAUUAUUAAGUAUUGUGUUACGAAAUAUUGCUUAAUGUACCUGAAGGUUUUACCUAAUUAUUUUAGUUUUUGUUAUAUACAUUGUAUUUUAAGAUUUAAAAAUUAUUGUUAAAUUUACUUUGAGAGGAAUUCUUUUUAUGUUUUAGAAAUAAACAAGAGAACAAGAUAACACUGCAAUUUGCAUGUGGAUCUUUAUGAAAUAACUAGAUUAAAUUAAGGUUCAGUUAUACAUGGCAGAGCUAGAUGAAUUCUUUGCAUCAUUUUAGCUCCUUUAAGCUAUUUUCAUUUGAAACAUUGAAUGCAGGUAGCAGAUCCUAGUAUUUGGUUUUAUUGACAAUAAAACGAGUAAAAAAUGGUUAAAUUGGGUUUUUUUCCGUGAUAAUGUCUUAAAUCUUGAGAAAACAGCCAUGUUUUAAGGAUUUUAAAUGCAUAUAUCUCUUAACAUGUUUUACAUGUCAGAACAUUCAUACAUAUACAUUUUUAUGCCCCCGGCAUCUACUGAUGCGGGAGGCAUAUAGUGAUUUUCCUGUCCGUUCGUUCGUCCGUCCGUACGAGGUUAACCAAAUGGGACCGUUUCGUCUAUCAUAAAUACUCCUUACUAGAAUGACUUGAUGCUAUUGCAGAUGUAACCUGUGACCAUUCCUCAUCUUCAAACAUCACCUGACCUCAGUUUGACCUUGACCUCGUUUUGGACUUUGGUUGCUUUAUAUGGGCCAUCUCUUGGUUAACCAAGUGGAACCGUUUCGUCUAGCAUCAAUACCCCUUACUAGAAUGACUUGAUACUAAUGCAGAUGUAACCUGUGACCAUUCCUCAUCUUCAGACAUCACCUGACCUCAGUUUGACCUUGACCUUGACCUCGUUUUGGACUUGGGUUGCUUUGUAUGGGCCAUCUCUUGGUUAACUAAAUGGGACCGUUUCGUCUAGCAUCAAUACCCCUUACUAGAAUGACUUUAUACUAAUGCAGAUGUAACCUGUGACCAUUCCUCAUCUUCAGACAUCACCUGACCUCAGUUUGACCUUGAACUUGACCUCGUUUUGGACUAAGGUUGCUUUGUAGCGACAAUGCUGCCAAUGGGGGCAUCAGGCGUUAAAUGAACGCAGCUCGUUGUCUGUUUUGUUUUAACAUGUUUUAAGGAUUUUAAAUGCAUAUAUCUCUUAGCAUGUUUUACAUGUCAGAACAUUCUUACAUGUACAUUUUCUGUUCAUAAACUGUUUUAAUAAUAAUUAUGUUAAAAGGAUUUUUAGCUCACCUGAGCACGAAGUGCUCAAAGGUGAGCUUUUGUGUUCGCCCUCUGUCCGUCGUCAACAAUUUGACUGUUAACACUCUAGAGGUCACAAUUUUGGCCCAAUCUUAAUGAAACUUGGUCAGAAUGUUACCCUCAAUAAAAUGACGAGUUCGAUAUUGGGUCAUAUGGGGUCAAAAACCAGGUCACCAGAUCAGAUAAAAGGAAAAGCUUGUUGACACUCUAGAGGUCACAAUUUUGGCCCAAUCUUAAUGAAACUUAGUCAGAAUGUUACCCUCAAUAAAACCUUGGAAGAGUUCGAUAUUGGGUCAUCUGGGGUCAAAAACUAGGUCACCAGGUCAGAUCAAAGGAAAAGCUUGUUAACACUAGAGUUCACAAUUUUGGCCCAAUCUUAAUGAAACUUGGUCAGAACGUUACUCUAAAUAAAAUCUUGGACGAGUUCAAUAUUGGGUCAUCUGGGGUCAAAAACUAGGUCACCAGGUCAAAUCAAAGGAAAAGCUUGUUAACACUGUAGAGACCACAUUUAUGACUAUGUCUUCAUGAAUCUUGGUCAGAAUGUUAACCUUGAUGGUCUCAAGGUCCAGUUUGAAUCUGGGUCAUGUAGGAUCAAAAACUAGGUCACCAGGUCAGAUCAAAGGAAAAGCUAGUUAACACUCUAGAGGUCACAAUUUUGGCCCAAUCUUAAUGAAACUUGGUCAGAAUGUUAUCCUUAAUAAAAUCUUGGACGAUUUCGAUAUUGGGUCAUCUGGGUCAAAAACUAGGUCACCAGGUCAGAUCAAAAGAAAAGCUUGUUAACACUGUAGAGACCACAUUUAUGACUAUGUCUUCAUGAAUCUUGGUCAGAAUGUUAAUCUUGAUGGUCUCAAGGUCCAGUUUGAAUCUGGGUCAUGUAGGAUCAAAAACUAGGUCGCCAGGUCAGAUCAAAGGAAAAGCUAGUUAACACUGUAGAGGCCACAUUUAUGACUGUAUCUUCAUGAAACUUAGUCAGAAUGUUUAUCUCGAUGAUUUUAGGUCAAGUUCGAAUCUGAGUCAUGUGAGGUCAAAAAGUAGGGCACCGGGUCAGAUCAAAGGUAAAGCUAGUUAACACUUUAGAGAUCACGUUUAUGACCAUAUCUUUAUGAAACUUGGUCAGAAUGUUAAUCUUGAUGAUCUUUAGGUCAAUAGUCAGGUGAGCGAUACAGGGCCUUCAUGGCUCUCUUGUUAUGUUUUGCAUGACAAAACACCCACACUUACUUUUUAAUAAAGUGUACUUAAUAAACUCCAUAGUAGUAGCAAUUGUUUCUUCAUGAUAGUUUCUUUACCUAAACAUAAUGCUCAGAAGUCUAUCCUGAGUUAAGAGACCACCUGUCUUAAGACACCACUAUUCUGAUUUCCCCUAUGCGGUCGCUUAAGACAGGUUUGACUGUAAUUAUACAUAAUAGUUGAAUAUUUGAACUUUGGAUUAUGCAUAAUCUAAAUGUUAACUUGUGCUUUGGAUUUUGUGUCACCAUAGCCACAAAUGUUAUAAAAAUCAUGAAAUCAUUGCGAUUAUUAUUACUACAGUGUAUUAGUUAGAAAUUUACUUUGUUUCCUUAAUACAAAACAUUUUUAGCUCACCUGUCACAUAGCGACAGGGUGAGCUUUUGUGAUCGUCCGUGGUCCUUCCACAAUUUCCUUAUGAACACGAUAGAGGCCACAUUUUGUACUUAAUUUUAAUCAAACUUGCACACAACUUGUAUGGGCAUAAUAUCUCGUUUCCUUUCGAAAACUGGCCAGAUCCUAUCAUGGGUUCCAGAGUUAUGGCCCCUUAAAGGGCCAAAAUUUGCCAUAUUUGGCCUGUGAACACGAUUGAGACCACAUUUUGCGAUCAACUUUAAUAAAACUUUGACACAACUUGUCUGCACUGUUCUUUAUUCAGUCAGGCCACAUGUGGUUCUGGGACGAUCUAUGUAUGAAAAGAAUUGGAACCACUGCCUUACCCUUGCAUGAUCGUAAGAGGCGACUAAUAGGGUCUUAACACUUAGUUUUGCUGUAACUCUGUGAUUCCAUCAGGUAUGCAAAUUUUGAUUCCAUACCUCAUAUUUUUAUUUCGAUGUAAAUGAGAUGUGAAACCAAAAUCUGUAGUCCUGUUUGGCGCCAUAUAACCUAUACUGUGUUGGUGCGCCGUAAAACCCCAAUAAAUAAAUACAUGUAAAUAAAUUAUUCAGUUAGUAUAUUUUCAGUGAACAUCCCUCGAAUAGUAAAUAGUAUUGCCCAAAUUAAAUGUUUGACCAGUCCAUUUUAGAAAUUUAGCAGGCUAAGGGUUAAACAAACCUCUUUAUUGAUCUUCAUCAAACUUUCCUCUGUAGCAUCAUUUCGAGGUUCUUUCCCAGUUUGGUUCAGAUGGGACACUUGGUCCCUUUUAGAAGCUGCUAAAGCAAGACUUUAUCUAAACAGCCUCCACAUAUUUAAAUGAUCUUUUCCCUUUAACCACUUUGCAAGUCUUUAUUAAACCUGGUCUGUAGUAUUUUUUGUUAGCUCACUUGUCACGUAGUGACAAGGUGAGCUAUUGUGACCGCUUAAUGUCCGUUGUGCGUAGUACGUCGUCCGUCAACAAUUUCUAAAAAAUUCUUCUUGAAAACCACUGGGCAGAAUUACACCAAACUUCACAGGAAUGAUCCUUGGGUGGCCCCCUUUCAAAAUUGUUCAAAGAAUUGAAUUCCAUGAAAAGCUUUAAAAAUCUUCUUGUCCAAAACCACAGGACCUAUUGCUUUGAUAUCUGGUGUGAAGCAUCAUCUAGUGGGCCUCUACCAUAAUUAUUCAAAUUAUCCCCCUAGGGUCAAAUAUGGCCUCUUCCCGGGGGUCACAUGGUUUAUAUAGACUUAUAUAGAGAAACCUUUGAAAUUCUUUUUUUACAAAACCACACGGCCUAGGGCGUUGAUUAUUGGUAUGUAGCAUCACCUAGUGGUCCUCUACCAAGGUUGUUCAAAUUAUCUCCCUAGGAUCAAAUAUGGCCCCGCCCCGAGGGUCCAAAGUUUUACAUAGAGUUAUAUAGGAAAAAAAGUUUAAAAAUCUUCUCGUCUGAAACCACAACACUUAGACCUUUGAUAUUUGGUUUGUAGCAUUAUCUUAUGGUCCUCAACCGGAAUUAUUCAAAUUGUACCCCUGGGGUGAAAAGAGGCCCUGCCCUGGGGGUCUCAAGUUUUAUAUAGCCUUGGGUAGGAAAAAACUUUUAAAAAAACUUCUUGUCUGAAACCAUACAACCUAGACUUCUGAUAUUUGGUAUGAUGCAUUGUCUAAUAGUCCUCUACCAAAAUUGUUCAGAUUAUACCCCUGGUGUUAAAAGAGGCCCCACUCUGGGGUCACUUAGUUAUUAUGUGAGUUAUAUAGGAAAAAAAUACUUAAAAAUCAUUUGAUCCUAUUUCCAAGACUGUUUAAUUAUAAUUACCUGAUGAGCCCAAGUAAUAUGAUGUCACUUGACCUACUGAUCUACUUUCUUGUUUUUUAAGAUACAGCCUUGAAAUUUUAAUGACAUACACAGUUUUGCACACCAGUCGUAAAACUGAAUUUCAUUGACCAUGAAUGUGACCUACUGACUUUCUUAAUAAAUUAUCAUUUGUUUGACAUUUGAAACAUGUAGCUCAUAUUACUCAGGUGAGCGAUCCAGGGUCAUCAUGACCCUCUUGUUUUACCUACUGGACAAUAGAAAGUAGAAUAAUUAUUAGAAUAAAAUAAUGAAAACUGUAA